GCCUAAUAAUACCAGCAGCGCUACGCCUUUAAGAGCAAGAUGAGUUGGAAAUCCUAUCGGUCCACAUUUAGAGUGCAAGUCUUUAUGAAUUACCAGAGCAGAAGCUCCAACGGGAUUAGAGUUACGCACGGCGAGCCAACUCGGCGUCCGGUGGCUUUUACACACACUUUGUAUCCACGGGAGACACUCGUCACUCGGUACUGAGUCGGUACCGCCUCAGCCCAGAACGCAACGAGUCAUGGCCGAGACUGGGAACACUGGGAAGGGGGUCACCGCUGGGAAACUGGCCAUCACCGUCCAGAAAAGAUUGAGCAGAGCGCAGGAGAAGGUUUUGCAGAAACUCGGCAAAGCAGACGAGACCAGAGAUGCCGUCUUUGAGGAGAUGGUGGCCAAUUUCAACAAGCAGAUGGGAGAAGGCACCAAGCUGCAGAAGGAUCUGAAAGCGUACAUGGCAGCAGUGAAGACUUUACACGAGGCAUCACGGAGGCUGCAAGACUGCCUGGCUGACAUGUACGAACCAGAGUGGUUCGGCAAAGAAGAGAUGAACGCCAUGGUGGAGGAGAUGAUAGAGAAGGAGAUGGACAAUAACUUGGAGGACACAGACACACUGUGGUUGGAUUUCCAUCAGAACAUCACUGACAGCUCGAUGCUUUCCAUUGAUUCGUACCUGGCUCAGUUCCCUGAAAUCAAGGCUCGCAUUGCAAAGCGGGACCGUAAAAUGGUGGAUUUUGACAGUGCCAGGCACCACUUUGCCUCCUUGCAGAAAGGCAAGAAAAAGGAUGAGGCCAAGAUCGCCAAGCCUGCAGCCUUGUUGGAGAUGGCGGCGCCAAGCUGGGCUCAGGGUUUGCUUUCAGCCCACCAGGUGGCUCAGACUAACCUGUCCUACAAUCAGGCCGAGGAGGAGCUCGGUCGCUCUCAGAAGAUUUUCGAAGAGCUAAACGUGGAAUUACAAGACCAGCUUCCAGUGCUGUGGGACAGCCGUGUUGGCGUCUAUGUUAACACAUUCCAGAGUCUGGCGAAUCAUCAAGAGAGGUUCCACAAAGAGAUGGGCAAGCUGAGUCAAAACCUGAAUGACAUCAUGACCAAACUUGAAGAGCAGAGGCAGCUCAAAAAAGAUGGUGUAGGAGCCAAAGCGGGAGACACCGCAAAAAGCGAGGAAGCCAACCACAGCCAGGCCGCCAGCUCUCCACCAAAGAGGCCAAACCCGCUGCCUGCUCGACCUCCGCGACAUGCCGAGCCACUUGAUGACGACAUGCCUGACAUUAACACGGAGUGCGAAACAACACAGGCGCCAUCUUGGGACUCAUGGCAUGACCAGGAUGAGGAACCGCCCCAAGAAGGUGUUGGGGGUGCAUGGGAAUAUGAUGAUGGAGGUUCCCAGAGUGCAGAGUUGUACACUGAGCCCACUUGGUCUGACGAUGGUGCCAAUGUGGGUCAGGGGGGAUGGGGCCAUGAUGAUGAACAAGUGCAGGGUUCUGAAUCCAACAGCUCAGACUACAAACUCCCUCCUGGAUUCCUCUACAAGGUUAAGGCCGUCCAUGAAUAUGCUGCCACUGAUGGGGAUGAGUUGGAGUUGACCGUUGGAGAUGUUGUGCUUGUGUUGGCCUUUGACAACCCCGACGAGCAGGAUGACGGCUGGCUCAUGGGUGUGCAAGAAUCUGCCUGGAUACAAAACAAAGAUAUUUCAUCCAAAGGUGUCUUCCCUGAAAACUUCACGCAGAAGCUUUGAAGUUCACACAGCCUUCUUAAAGAAGUUCUUUUUGGAGUUGUUAUUCUUCACGUAUUGUUCACACGCAAACAAGUGAACAAGAAAGGAAUGCAGUGUGUCAGUGGCAGACUUUGAACGUCACAUAAGAGGGUACAGCUCACACUGAGGUGACAGUCAAGUGACUACAUCAGGACAUCACUUUGCUAGCACCUGAAACUGGUCAGUGAUGCAAACACGGAAUUCACCUCAACCUGUUGACAUAGCUUUUUUUAGUUGAAUUGUGUUGUCAUGUUGAUAUCACUGCUUUCAUGCAUUUUUCUCAUUUUUUAAGAACGCAUGAGAUAGUCUUGGAAAUAUUUGAUUGGGUGGAAAACUUCCAUGAAGCAGUUAUAUUAUCAAUAAAAAUUGAUGAAACAUGCCUGGUCCUGUUUAUUUCAAAUUU
Corythoichthys intestinalis (scribbled pipefish) is the source of this 2150-nucleotide messenger RNA. RefSeq names its product bridging integrator 1b (gene bin1b). The record is from RefSeq and is a predicted model, not a curated record. Lineage: Eukaryota; Metazoa; Chordata; Actinopteri; Syngnathiformes; Syngnathidae. Gene Ontology annotation, molecular function: tau protein binding; phospholipid binding. Gene Ontology annotation, cellular component: synaptic vesicle; plasma membrane; cytoplasm. The transcript has 21 exons. The coding region runs from base 239 to 1729 and encodes 496 amino acids.